AUGCCUUUAAACCGCACUUUGUCCAUGUCCUCGCUGCCAGGACUGGAGGAUUGGGAGGAUGAAUUCGACCUGGAGAACACAGUGCUCUUCGAGGUGGCCUGGGAGGUGGCCAACAAGGUGGGCGGCAUCUACACGGUGCUGCAGACGAAGGCGAAAGUGACAGGGGAUGAAUGGGGCGACAACUACUACCUGGUGGGACCGUACACGGAGCAGGGCGUGAGGACCCAGGUGGAGCUGCUCGAGCCCCCAACCCCGGCCCUGAAGAGGACGCUGGACUCCAUGAACGGCAAGGGCUGCAAGGUGUAUUUUGGACGCUGGCUGAUCGAGGGGGGCCCCCUGGUGGUGCUCCUGGACGUGGGGGCCUCAGCCUGGGCCCUGGAGCGCUGGAAGGGCGAGCUCUGGGACACCUGCAACAUCGGGGUGCCCUGGUACGACCGUGAGGCCAACGACGCCGUUCUUUUUGGCUUCCUCACCACCUGGUUCCUGGGUGAGUUCCUGGCCCAGAGCGAGGAGAAGCCACAUGUGGUCGCACACUUCCACGAGUGGUUGGCGGGCAUCGGCCUCUGCCUGUGCCGGGCCCGGCGGCUGCCUGUGGCUACCAUCUUCACCACGCACGCCACGCUGCUGGGACGCUACCUGUGUGCCGGAGCCGUAGACUUCUACAACAACCUGGAGAAUUUCAAUGUGGACAAGGAAGCAGGGGAGAGGCAAAUCUAUCACCGCUACUGCAUGGAGCGGGCAGCGGCCCACUGCGCUCACGUCUUUACCACCGUGUCCCAGAUUACCGCCAUCGAGGCUCAGCACCUGCUCAAGAGGAAACCAGAUAUCGUGACCCCCAAUGGACUGAAUGUGAAGAAGUUCUCUGCUAUGCAUGAGUUCCAGAACCUCCAUGCUCAGAGCAAGGCUCGAAUCCAGGAGUUUGUGCGGGGCCACUUUUAUGGGCACCUGGACUUCAACUUGGACAAGACCUUGUAUUUCUUUAUCGCCGGCCGCUACGAGUUCUCUAACAAGGGGGCCGAUGUCUUCCUAGAGGCCUUGGCCCGGCUCAACUAUCUGCUCAGAGUGAACGGCAGCGAGCAGACCGUGGUCGCCUUCUUCAUCAUGCCGGCUCGGACCAACAAUUUCAAUGUGGAAACCCUCAAAGGCCAAGCUGUGCGCAAGCAGCUUUGGGACACGGCCAACACGGUGAAGGAGAAGUUUGGAAGGAAGCUUUAUGAGUCCUUGCUGGUGGGGAGCCUCCCAGACAUGAACAAGAUGCUGGACAAGGAGGACUUCACUAUGAUGAAGAGAGCCAUCUUUGCCACGCAGCGACAAUCUUUCCCCCCUGUGUGCACCCACAAUAUGCUGGAUGACUCCUCAGAUCCUAUCCUGACCACCAUCCGCCGAAUUGGGCUCUUCAAUAGUAGUGCUGACAGGGUCAAGGUAAUUUUCCACCCGGAGUUCCUCUCCUCCACAAGCCCCCUGCUCCCCGUGGAUUAUGAGGAAUUUGUCCGUGGCUGCCACCUUGGGGUCUUCCCCUCCUACUAUGAGCCUUGGGGCUACACGCCGGCUGAGUGCACGGUUAUGGGCAUCCCCAGUAUCUCCACCAACCUCUCCGGCUUCGGCUGCUUCAUGGAGGAACACAUCGCAGACCCCUCAGCUUACGGCAUCUACAUUCUGGACCGGCGGUUCCGCAGCCUGGAUGAUUCCUGCUCGCAGCUCACCUCCUUCCUCUACAGCUUCUGCCAGCAGAGCCGGCGGCAGCGCAUCAUCCAGAGAAACCGCACGGAGCGCCUCUCAGACCUCCUAGACUGGAAAUACCUAGGCCGGUACUAUAUGUCUGCGCGCCACAUGGCCCUGGCCAAGGCCUUCCCAGAACACUUCACCUAUGAGCCCCACGAGGCUGACGCGACCCAGGGCUACCGCUACCCCCGGCCGGCCUCGGUGCCGCCGUCGCCCUCGCUGUCGCGACACUCAAGCCCUCACCAGAGCGAGGACGAGGAGGAGACCCGGGACGGGCCCCCGGAUGUAGACGGGGAGCGCUACGACGAGGAUGAGGAGGCCGCCAAGGACCGGCGCAACAUCCGCGCCCCGGAGUGGCCGCGCCGCGCCUCCUGCGCCUCUUCCACCAGCGGGAGCAAGCGCGGCUCGGUGGACACGGCGCCCUCCAGCUCGGUCAGCACUCCCAGCGAGCCCCUCAGCCCCGCCAGCUCCCUGGGCGAGGAGCGCAACUGAGUCCCACACUCCUCGACCGUCCGGCCUCCCUCGUCCAGAGGGUGGCUGCAGAACGGCACCGUUCCGAAACCCCACUCCACACCCCGCACCCUCCUUGGGGGUGCACAGCCCCGCCCCCACUGCCCUACACUCCGGCCCUUUAGCUCCACUCUGGGAAUCCCCGACACUCCGGAAUCACAACUGCUGUGCCUUUCCUGGGGGCCAGAAUGCAUAAUCUGUGCCCUGGAGCCCUCCAGGCCUGGCCUGGGCCUCCCCCACCUCCCGGGAGGGCCAGGGGUCUGCCAUUAUCCUGCCGAGAUGCCAGGGGGGAGCGGUAGGAAACCUGUUCUGUAGUCAGAACAGCAGCGGGAGGCUCCUGGAGCCCUUUGUGGCUUGCUGAUUUUCCAGCACAGAGAACAUGCCCGGGGGCCACCACGCUCUGGAAACCGCGUGGUACUCCUGCUAAUGGGGCAAUCAGGUCCACAGCUGGGGCGCUUUCAGGGACUUCACCAAAUCCAGAAAGUCCUCCAUUUCAACUCCAGAACUCGGGCUCCAGAACAGGGCACUCACGUGUUUACUCCCAUCUAGCCCUUCUUGGGGUGUCUGGCUCCACCCGAGGGUCCCUCCACCCCCUGCUCUCCGUUUUCUCUGUACUUUGGCAAAUGGGAGGUGGGGAUGGUACAGAACCACUUGGCUUCUCAUUCCUAUUGGAGAACCUGCAGUCUCCAUCUCGAUGCCUUUCUGGCCUUUUUUGAACCAGACCCUGUACUUCCUUCCCUGCGAGUCUGAACUCUCCCCCAAGUCUUGAGACUCCAGUGACUCCAGUACCCUCCAGGGGAUCCCCGUGCAGAGGACGGAACAAGCCAAUCUUCCCCUGCCACAGCCCCCAACCCCUAGGCCCACCGUAAAACCACUGGGUUCUAGGUCCCGGCUGUCGAAUCUGAAACCUCACCACUGUGCUGAUUUCCGGUCCCUUUCCCUGGUCUAGAAGUGAACCCUCUAGGUUCUAGACCUUUCAAUAUUUACCUCGAGGCUCUUCCAAUCCUUAAGCUGUGUCCUGCCCCCCAGCUUUGGUGAAAGGGAGGGGCCCUUCACGUGUGUUGUGCUGUGUCUGUUGCACUUGGUUUGCAGUUGGGAGGGGGAAGGCAGAAGAGGUGUGAAUGAUGUGUGUCCAGAAAUGAAAAAAAAUACAUCUAUAUUUAAGAAUCUGA
Messenger RNA from Suricata suricatta (meerkat), 3404 nucleotides. RefSeq names its product glycogen synthase 1 (gene GYS1). Gene Ontology annotation, biological process: glycogen biosynthetic process. Gene Ontology annotation, molecular function: alpha-1,4-glucan glucosyltransferase (UDP-glucose donor) activity. Bases 1 to 2214 code for a protein of 737 amino acids. The record is from RefSeq and is a predicted model, not a curated record. Gene Ontology annotation, cellular component: cytoplasm. NCBI's taxonomy places the organism in Eukaryota, Metazoa, Chordata, Mammalia, Carnivora, Herpestidae. The transcript is spliced from 16 exons.